UAUAUGUAUAAAUAUUAAAUAUGAAAGCAAGGUACAAUAAAAUUAGCCCAAGUUCGAUGUCCGUGGACACCUUCUUUUCCCUUUCUUUUUUCUAUCUUCUAAAUGAAAGGCAACUUUGUAAUUUAUUUUGUCGUCUUCUCUCUUAAUCUACGAGCUUUCUUGCUCAUAAAUGGCAGCCUCCAUUUUUUUUUUCUCAUAUCUUUCACUCUUUUCUCCAGUUUUGUAUUCGUUUUGUUUAAUAAUUCAUAGAUUUAGGUUAGAUUCUAAAAAAAUGGAAUUUAGUUACAUAAACGAGUUGAAAAUAAUCGUCGUGUUUCACUAUUAUGCUGACUAUGCGUCUUCCCGCCUUGGUCCUCCGAUUUGCUCCAUAUCGGCACGGUCAUGCUCCGACCACCGCCUACUCAUCCGAUUAACCGGCUACGCCCCCGCGUUUUCGAAUAGGGCAAUGGGAUAUAAGGAUUAAAUAUAAGGAACAUUUUUAAUAUCGAUUCAAAUUGGAUGACAUGCUAUAACGUCUGGAUUCUGACAUCACGUUUUUCUUCUUCUAUCCCCACGACUAUAACUCAGGAAUCACCGGACACAAGAUUUACACACAACAAUAUUAUAUUGAGUUUGUGUAAACCACGGCAUUAAGAUUCUUCACUAUUAUAUUGACACAUUAAAUAUGUAUAUCACACGCAAAAGCUCUUACCAACAAGUUAAUCGUUAAGGCCACCAUGGCCAUAUAUGUAUAGUGAUAUAUACAACGCAUAUUCCUUUUUCUUCUUUAAUUCAUAACUUAUAAUCUUCUAAUUAGCUUUGUGACGAAAUACAUUCAAUAUAUCUCUUUAUUAUUAAAAGGAAAGCAUUUUGAAAAAUCAACCUUUAAAUUGUAACUAGGAUAAGACAUACGAGUUUUUAUGAUAAAUAUUUAAAACAUAUAAUAUUGACAAAUGAUGUCAUGUCACUCGGUUUAAUUACGGCUUCGGUAUAUGUCAUGUCCCCGAUUCUCGAUAGGAUCGUCCGGACGGGCCAUGGUGCAAAGAGACGCACGAGUCAGGUCGAAAGACCUUGAGACAAGCGUAUCAUGGUCUAAAUUGAUGGUUAAGGAAGUCAUGCAGCUGAGACUUAACCUGGAUACGAUGGAGACAAGUUAAAUGGAGCUGGACGAGUGAUCCGAAAGCUAGGCGAGUUUCGGUUCAAGCUCAAUCAGCUAGGUGAAGCUUGGAGCUAGCUCACUUAGUCUUAGCCAGCUCACUGGAGCUGAUGGACUAGCUCACUCAGCUGGGGACAGCUGGUGACCAGAUCAUCUCAGCUUGGCGGAGUGUUCCGGUCCGGACCAGUGUGGCCGGGGCAGAGCGGUUACCAGUCCGUGCCGGCGGCUCAUGUGGGACGAUGGGGUCGUGUGCAGCCAGGAGCAAACCAAGGCUUGGGCAAAGGCCUGGGGGUUGGUUUUUGAUGGAGGAAACUGCCAAGGGAGCAGUUGGGCGGUUAAGGGCCGGUUAUGGGAAGUUAUAGGCGAAAGGGUGCAAGAAGAUAAGUGGCACCAUUUCGGCCAAUCCCUUGCAACCGAUCGCCCAAGGCAGUUACUGGUUCCUCUCUCUAUAAAUACAAGUCUCUGGGGUUGAUUUUGGGCAUCAAAUUCCUUAGGGAAAACUCUGCACAAAUCGUGAGAGAUAAACCAAGAGAGAGAGAGGCCGACAGCUUAAGGAGAAACCGUGUGGAGGCUUGAUCUGUUCCGGCGAAGGCUUGGCCGUGAGAGACAAGGCUUGUGAAGAUGGAUACCAGACAGAAGGAGAAAGAGAAGGAGAAGGAGGCGGCGCAAGGAGACCACACGCCUAAGGUCAGUGGUGUGAACCGGGAACCUAAGGCGGAUGGGUGAUCCGAUCGAGCCUUGGGGCCGAUCGUGUACCGGUUGCAUCCUUUCUAUCCUUUCAUCUUCAAAUCGCCUUCUCUCUUUAUAUGGUGUUGUUUUAUGUUUGAUCUGAUAAGGAGAGACUGAACCAAGGCCUUGACCGGUUCAGAAUCGGAGUCCUUGGCCUUUGGCCGGACUUAGGCAUGUUCGGAUACACCAAGGGAUGAUCGGAUGAUCUAGAUCGCCUUGUGUGUGAUCCGCUUGAGGCCUUGAUUGGGCGCGCCUGAUUCUCUUAUGAGUCUAAGUGUGGCCGCUUGUUAUAUGUUCUGAUUGGAUAGAUAAUGAGUAGAGAACUCUAGGAACCGAACCAUGCAAUGAUAGAUCCUUGUGUUAGGUUAUCUGAUUGUAUACUUGUGUGUUGUGAUGCGUUGGUUUUAGGUACUGACUUGGACCGUGGUAAAGGAAAUGCACUGUGAGGACUCCAGCCAUGGGAAGAUGUGUGGUGAAUGGGUCAUUCCUAGUAGAUGUGAAGUAUUGAUAGCCUAUUGUGCAAACUGUGAACUUAUUUAUUAUCUAUAAAAUGUCGAUUUGCCUUACUUGAUUCUGAUUGUCUAAGUAUGAUUGAUUAAACCUCAAAACUAUGAUAAAUGAUAAGAAAAAUAUUAGACACGGAAUGAGAAGUAAAGGAAUCAAACUAAGUAGGAUGGUUAGGUAAACCGCGGUCUGGUUAGAUUGAGGAAUCCAGGAUCGGGUCUUACAGUAUAGGUUUGUUUGGGUUUAUUUGGGUCUAAGAUAAUCUUAACUAUGCUCAACCCAAAUUAGUUUGAUUUGGUUCAGUUUUACUUAGGUUUGAUUUGUGUUCGAUUUGGUUUUAGUUUGGUUUGGUUUGUGUUUGGUGCGGUUUAAUUUGGUUUUAUUUGUGUUUGUUUAUUUCAAUCGAUUAGUUUUCUUUUUUUUAGUUUUGUUCUACUUCACUUACAAAAAUAUAAUUUAUAAGAACAUAAACAAAUCAUCAUUUGAUACUAGAUCAUUAUUUUCUUCACAUUUAAUUGUAGAGCUAAAGAUUUAAUCCUAUAAUUUUGUAUUACUAUAUUCAAACCUAAUAUAAGUAGAUUUUUGAUUUUGAUGUUAAUGUAUGAAAUUCAUAUUUUUUAUUAUUUUUUAUUGUGUUCAUUUUAUUCCUUUAAAAGUAAAAUGUAUAAUUUUUUAAUCGUUUAGGUUUUUUUUUACAUCGAAUAGAAACUUUUAAAAAACUAACUUGCAGCCUCUUUGCCAGCAUAAGGAGCCAACCAACUUGGUGCAAAGCAGUUGACGAAAGAGGAUCCAAAUACGCGUGAUCUUCCACCUUUAGCAAUAAUUAAAUUUAUUAAAUCUUAAUAUUAUUAUCAUGUUUAACUAAUAUAACUAAAAACACUUCGCUUCGGCUUGGUUCAGUUUAAAAUGAACCAGAAUGAACCAAUUUGAUUGAUAAAAUCUUAAUCAAAUAGUCUAGACAUAUACUUUGGUUUUUAAUCUGUUUGAAUUCGGUUGGGUCAGUUUGGUUUGGUUUGGUUCGUUUUUUUUGCCCAUACUAUUAACUAAUGUUCUGAAUAAUACAAUUGAAUAAAAAAUGAUCAAUUGUAUAAUAGCUUAAUAACAUCAAAACUAUACUAAAAGGAGCAAAAGAAGUCUUCUUAUGGCAUCCACAUCGGACAGGAAAUUCGAUCAAUAGGAAUGCAUCAUUUCAUCCAUGUCAUUUAUUAAGUCAAUUGGUUUGGGCUUUUGGUGGUUUUGGUAUGUAGUUUGGGCUGUUUUGGUGUAGCUUAUUUUCUGGAAUGAUGUGGAUGUGUUCUUCGCCACAAGCAGCUGUCUCCGUCUUUCGUAGCCCUAUUUUUUUCCCCCGUACCUUUGCGACUUCCAUCUCUUCCGUUUCUCACCUCUUCAAUUUCGUCUCCACCAGUAAAUCACCACUAACUGAAUCCUUGAUUAAACUCAUUCAAUGGAUUCCUUUCACCUUCUUCUCUGUUUUUCUAUAUAUAAAUCUCUUUUGCUACCUUAUCUUUCCAUCCAAGUUGAAAAGACUCUCAGAAACUCAUCCCGAUGGAAUCCACCAGCAACUCAUCCAUCUCCGGCAAUCGCAAAGCCAGCAAGAAGACCGUCGCCUCCUCUGCGACUGCGAAACCAAACGGGAAGUCCCCUGUUUCAUCUAGCAAUCCGAUGAACCCAAACACUGUUACCGCUCUGUCCUCCGCGCAUGCAAACCAAGUGAUGUUCUUCAGAGAUGUUUCACUCGGCCCACGCGAAGCCGAGUUGAGGUUUCGUCUGAUUCACUUAUGGGAGGCUCGAAAUAUAUGCACGAAAACCUUGAUUGGACAAGAGAUGCUCCUUAUCGACGAAGAGGUUUGUCAACGUCUUUAGCUUCCCUCUCUAUUUUCGUCUUGAAUCGUGUUUUUGAUUUAAUAUUAGUCGUUUAGAUAUAUUCUCCGAGUCUUGCUUUCGGUAGAUCUUAUUAAUUUUUUUGUGUUUCUGAAUUUAUAUUUGUCUAUUAGAUUAGUUCCCCCGAGUGCUAUUCUUGGUCUUGCUUUCAGUAGAACGUAUUAGUUUUUCGUGCUUCUGAUUUUAUAUUUGUUGAUUAGAUUGGUUUCUCCGAGUGUUAUUCUUUUUCAGUAGAUUAGAUUGGUUCCUAUGUCUGCUCUAUAUAUGUCUCUCUAUAUAUGUCUGCUUAAGUUUUCAAAGUGAUCUGAUGUAUUGUUUGAUUUAUAUUAAUCGAAGAUUUCAAUUUAUUUUCAGGGAACUGUUAUUCAAGGUUUUGUUCCAGCCGGUCAAGUAGGGACAUUUGAUCUGGUAGCUGGUUCCGUCUAUAAGCUCAACAAUUUUUUCGGAUCCAGGAACAAAGCUCAGUUCUCGGUUGCUGAUCAUAUCGCCAUCGUCUCAUUCAGUUGGAAUUCUGAUUUAUCCGUUCUUGAGAACCCUCCGGUUCUGAUUCCAGAAGACAGGUUCAGGUUCCACAGCUUCGAGGAGUUUAUGGCCAACUGUGAUUCCAAGGGUGAUCUUUACGGUAAGUCAUGUUGAACUAUGGUUGGUUUUUAUGCCUGAAUUUUUAGUUUAUAAUUUAUCACCUCCAAUGAUUAUUAUUCCGUUGAGUUUUGUUAACUAUUUAGAGUAUUAUUCUGUUGAUUUUUGUUGACUGUUUAAUUAUUCUAUCUCAGAUUAUGUUGGCCACAUGAGGCUGGUGAAUGGACAGACUCUCACUGACCAUACUGUUCUUGACGAAGUUGCCAUAGCUGAGAAGCGGCAUCUAUGUGUUCAUGUUCAGACACAUGAGUAAGUUUGUCCAUUUGUUAGUUGUUUUCGUUGUGUGUUAUAUUUAACACGUAAUGUUUACAUUUGUAGCGGACCAGUGAUGAAGCUCUAUCUAUGGGAUAAUGCCGCAUCUGAGUUCUGCUAGAAAUUUAAAUCGUAUGGAAGGACCCCACACGUUCUUUUGGUCACCACAAUGAACUCUAAGCAUCUUGGAGGUUAGUAUUUUAAUAAUAAAAUUUCAUGCUCAUAUGCAUAAAUUAGCUGUGGUUAAUUAUAUAGUUUUGAUUAACAUGAACCCUUUGUCUCACUUCUAUGUCAUCAUCUCGAGUGUUCAUGGAUGACGAUGUUCAGCCUAGCAAGGAUUACCUUGAAUGGUUGAGCUCCAACACAGGUAUUGCUAAUAGGAUUGCUGCUGAGGUAGUCACAAAGCCUGAGAAAGUGACUCUUGAGGAGCUAUUCUCCUACAUUAAGCAGGAAGCUUCUAAGGUUGCUUGGUUUGAAUGCACAGAAACUAUAGAUGAUGUUGUCCAGGGUUCUUCUUGGUAUUACGUUUCCUGCGGUGGAUGUAAUAGUAAGGCAGUUAAAGGCCCUACUUCUCUGAUGUGCAACAACUAGAAGUGUGAGAAGAAGGAAGUCACAGGCGUGCCUCAGUACCUCACGAAGAUUUCUGUUUAUGAUAAGAGUGAGCAAGCAGUUUUUGUCAUCCUUGGUAAUGCCGGCAAGGAGUUGACUGGGAAACAUGCAGCAGAAUUGGUUGCUAAUUUCUUUGAGGAGCUGACCAUUGCGUUCCGGUUCUGCAAGCUUUACUUGAUACAAUAGGGCAGACACGGAAGUUCAUCGUGAAAGUGUCGGACCAUAACUUGAAAGGCAAGACUCAGACCAUAACUGUCACAAAGAUAUUCCCACCAGAAGCUCCACUUCCAGCAACGUCCGAUGAUAUUCCGACGACUAGGGGUGAUGGAUCUGCUCCUUCCAGCAGCUUUGGAGAUCCUGCGGGUGAUAGGGCUAGAAAAGCUGCUGAUAAUCUUGAGUCAGACGAUGCCAAGCGUUCCAAGAGUGGCUAAUAUAGCUUCAACUUAUCCUCUUACUGUUUUUACGUUUCUAUAAAGACUUUGCCUUCUUUCCAUUUUAAUCUUCAGACUUUUGUCUUUUUAUGUUUAAGUUAUUCUGAUACAAUAUUCAUUAUAUGGUUUUUACUUAUCCCUUUAAGCAUCUACUUAUCCUAAUAUGAUCUUUUAUAUGUUUUUUUCCUAUCACUUUAGGCAGUUCACUUUAGAAAUAUACGAUUAGGAAUGUUGAUAACUUACGAUUAUCCUUGAACUUGGGGAUAAACAUCUGACAAUGUAUGCAUAAUCUAUUAGUUAUAACCGUAUAAGCUUCACUUACUGAUGUGUGGAUUCUAUUUUCAUCUCCCAAGUUAUUUUCAUGAUUUUUUUUUGAGUUUUUUAUUAAGUAGCAAUUAUAAGGAUGAUAUACGGCUGAUUUUAGUAUUGAACAGUUGAAUAGAUUUAUAUCAAAUUAUUUUUGAGAAUAUCUAUUAACCAUAUUUAUAAAAUCAUUGCUUUAAUAAAAGGCAAGUAUUCACGAGAAUCAAGCCCUUCUUCUUCUCUCUACAAAAAGCUAAUAUGCCUUCUCUAAAACACAAAAAAAAGACCUGCACAUUUUUUCGAGACCCAUAACUGUUCACGCAACCAGAUCUCGCCAUCUUCUUAAAAGUGUUUGGAUCUUGGACGAAAUGGGGAAACCACCUUCGACAAGCAAUCUGGACACCGGAAAAGCAGAAGCUUCGUCCAGAGUAACACAAAAAAGAAAAUGAGGACGUCCAAUCGGAUCACGUACGAAAUCGAAAGUUUGUCUAAUAAACGAUCAACCAACAUUCAAACCAAAAUUCUAUGACUGUAAGUUUAUAUGGAUUAUGAUAACAUUCUUUUUUGAAUAACUAUUUGUAUAACUAAGUGGGUUUCACAUUUAAACAAACAUGUGGCUGUGAUAUUUGCGACUCUUAUGGUAAGAAACGUUACUCCAGUAUCUAUAUCUUACCUUAUAUCCUGUUAAACUAAUUAUUUUAAAACAUAUUAGUCAAACAAAAAAAUGCACGUAACAUGAGAAGGGCUAUCUUGCUAUCAAAACGAACUUCAGCACUGUAACAAUAUGGCCAGCCAGGUCCACAUGGCUUGCGACACAGUCCACAAAAAAAGGUACAUACUAUAUAUUUAUUCUAAAUAAGAAAAAUAUAAGAACUUAGUAUAUAUUUGAUAAUUGUUAUUUUUCAAAUUUGACAUUUUUUAUUUAAUUAUAUAAUUUGGUGCAUAAAAUGUAUAUUGCAUAUACAUUAUUACUAAAUCUCAUAAAACAAGGUUAAAUGUUAAGAGAUUAUAAAGAUCAUUUCAUUAUGACUACAACCAAACAAUAUAAUAGUACUUUCUUACUUAUAUAAAAUGUAUACAUGUAAAAUAUUAAUUUAUACUUUAAAGUGACCAUAUAUUUACAUAAAUUUUUUUUAAAAAUAAUUAUUUUAUUAUUUAAUAGUUUUGUGUUAAAUUUCGUACCGGCCCAAACUUGGGACAAGCAAACUUUAUUAAUUUAUAUAAAUUAUUAAUUUAUCAAGUAUUUAGUUAUAGAGGUUGUACUGUAAAUCUUAUGAAAUAUUAAACUCAACAACAAUUCUUAGAUAUUAAACACACUAUGUGUUAACAAUUUCAAACUCAAUUUAAAUCAGAUAAGGGCUCCACAUCUAAAGCCGAAGAGAACCCAAUCGUUACAUGCACAAAAUGUGGUGCAUUAAUGUGGACUUCAGAGAGCACUGGGACGGACCCCAAAACAGGUGAACUAACAUUCACAAUUUGCUGUAACCAUGGCCAAAUAAAGCUUCCUCCGAUCAACCAACCUCCAGCCCUGUUAGAUGAACUUCUUCAUUCUAGAUGGUUUCGGAAUACUAUCCGAGUAUAUAAUUCUGUACUGGCUUUCACAUCAGUUGGGAAGAAAAUGGAUUAUGGUGUGGUGCAUGCGCCUGGUCCUUACACUAUUCAGAUCCAAGGUCAAACCCACCAUAGAAUUGGCUCGCUUAUACCGCAACAAGGCCGUCUCCCAGAAUAUCUCCAGCUUUAUAUAUUUGAUACCAGCAACGAAGUCAGAAAUCGGUUAAACGCGAUGGGUCAAACCUCAACAGAAGGUAAUCUUGAUGAGACAACCUUAACGCGCCUAAUCGAGAUGAUUGACGAGAAUAAUUGUUUAGCUAAGUUUUUUCGACGGGCACGUGACUACUACGAAAGCAACGGGAAAGAGUUUACUAUUAGGUUGCUCCCAGAUAAAGGGAAAGGGAAAGAGUACGAUCUUCCGAGUACGAGUGAGGUCGCAUGCCUUAUCGUAGGGGAUAUGUCAUCAACAAUUGGAGAACGGGAUAUAGUUGUCCAAUUCCAAUCUGACACAUUGCAGCAGAUACGUGAUGAUCACCCUCUAUACAUGAGCCUCCAAUAUCCUCUUCUGUUUCCAUAUGGUGAGUAUGGUUUUCACCCCGACAUCCUGUUACAUCUUGAGACAAGCACUUCAAGAACGAGGCAAUUCCUAACCCUACGCCAAUUCUACGCUGCCCAGAUACAAACACGGCUUAACCAAGGGAUGACAUUGAUUAAAGGCGGUCGUCUCCUCCAUCAAUUUGUUGUGGACGUCUAUACGGCAAUUGAAGAAGAUCGGUUACGGUGGGCGAGGAAUAAUCAUGAUGUCCUGAGAGCCGAGCUCUACAGUAAUGUACUCGAUGCUGUUGGCAAGGGUGACACUGAUGCUAAAAUUAUUGGCCAAAGGUUCAUACUGCCGCCAAGUUUCACCGGUGGGCCACGUUACUUAGUCGAAAAAUAUCAUGAUGCGAUGGCUAUUUGCAGAGUAUAUGGGAAUCCAAAUUUGUUUAUCACAAUGACGGAAAAUCCUAAUUGGAGGGAGAUUAAAGAGCAUCUUGAGAAAUAUGGUGGAGACUCUCCCAAUGAUAGACCAGACGUAGAAUGUCGAGUCUUUAAAAUGAAGUUAGAUCAGCUACUCAAGGAUUUCAAAAACGGAACUUUUUUCAGGCCAUACACAGCAGCUCUCCAUAGGAUAGAGUUUCAAAAAGGAGGGCUCCCACAUGCACAUAUAUUAUUGUGGUUGGGAAACUCUUCCAGAACAUCGAGUGCAGAGGAGAUAGAUGAGAUUAUUACAGCCAAGCUCCCAAACAAAGAAGAAGACCCAGAAGCUUACAAUUUAGUAAUAAAACACAUGAUCCAUGGACCAUGUGGUGACGCUAAUCGGAAGUCACCAUGUAUGGAGAAGACUGUGUGCACCAAAAAGUAUCCUCAACCGUAUAAUGAAAAUACUUCGAUUGAUAAGUCAGGGUAUGUAUUAUAUCGUCGGCGUCGGAACGAUGAUGCGUCUGUGGUAAAGGAUGGGGCAUUUCUAAACAACAACUUUGUUGUGCCUCAUAGCAUUAAGCUCCUGAAGAAGUACGAAGCUCAUAUUAAUGUUGAAUGGUGUAAUCGUACGAGUGCAGUAAAAUAUUUGUUCAAGUACAUAACCAAGGGUGUUGACAGAGCAUCCGCAGUUAUAGAAAAGGGGUAUACGGCAACUGCCUCUGACGCAGUGGCCUCUAGCGAACCAAAGGAUAAAGUUAUCAAGCAACAGAAUGAGAUCCAAGAAUUCAUCGAUGCUCGAUAUCUAUCAGCUUGUGAGUCUAUGUGGCGGACAUUUGCAUUCCACAUACACAAAAGAAAGCCAUCAGUUGAGAAGCUUAUCAUUCACUUAGAAGGUGAACAUAAUAUCACAGUUAAAGAAACUGAUAACCUCGGCCGUGUAAUUCGCAAGCCUGGUAUUGAGAAGACAAUGUUCAUUGAAUGGAUGGUCUUAGAAGGUCAGAGUUUGCACGAACGUUGACUUAUGUGCAAAUACCUGAAUAUUUAGUAUGGAACAACACUACCAAAGUGUGGUCUGAGAGUAGGAGAGGAAAAGCAAUUGGAGAAUCGUAGCGGUCCAUCCAUCAUCAGGUGAUCGGUACUAUCUAAGGAUCCUCAUAAAUAAGAUUAAGGGUCCUAGAAGUUAUGACGAGCUUAAAACGUUUAAGGAUGUGAAAUACCCCGACUUUAAAUCGGUUUGCCACGCACGAGGCUAUUUGGACAAUGAUGUUGAAUGGCACGAGAGUAUGUCAGAGGCUGCUAGAUCGGCUACCCCAUUUCAACUCCGAGAUAUGUUUUUAACAUUCCUGAAUAAUUGCUUCGUUACGAGCCCUAAAAAAUUAUGGGAACACUCAUGGAAGUCAAUGAGCGAGGAUAUACUUUACAAGAGAUGAAGGCUUUUGGGUCACGGAAAUCUAGAACUGGAUGAUGAGAUCCUUGAGCAGUACACGUUGAUCGAAGUGGAAAAGUUGAUGCGCAUGAAUGAACGCUCACUAAAUGAUAUUAAGGAGAUGCCAAAGAUCAAACCUGUUUUCCUAAAAGAAUUGGGGAGCAGUUUAUGGAACCAAGAAAUGGAUUACGAUGUUACUGACGAAACACUAAGACACGACAGGCAGUACAGCCUACUUAAUGCUGAGCAACGUGCAAUUUACGAAUCAGUCUUAGACUCUGUUGAUAAAAGGAUGAAAUGUUAUUCUUUAUACAUGGCGCAUGAGGCACAUGGAAAACUUUCCUAUACCAAACCAUUAUAUCCAGACUUCGCUCAAGAAAGAAGAUCUUUUUGCCGGUUGCCUCUUCAGGUAUAGCUGCAUUGCUCCUGCCUAACGGGAGAACAUCUCAUUCUCGCUUUAAUAUUCCUUUAAAGCUCUCUGAAGAUAAGCUCUGCAACAUCAAACCAUGUACAAUGCUGGCCGAACUAAUCGAGAAAACAGACCUCAUAAUUUGGGAUGAGGCACCUAUGACUUAUAAGCAUGCUUUCGAAGCACUAGACAAAACGUUGAAGGACAUAAUGUCUAAGAAAAAUCCACCCGCAAAGGAUCAGACUUUUGGCGGCAAGACAGUUUUGUUAGGUGGUGAUUUUAGACAGAUCUUGCCAGUAAUUCCACAAGGGAAUAGAGCUGAUACUGUCAUAGCUUCAAUAAGUCAUUCAUAUCUAUGGGAUAGCUGCCAUAAGUUCUCUUUGAAAACAAAUAUGCGAGUCAAUCAAGACGAGAAGGAGUUCUCUGAGUGCCUUCUCAAAGUCGGGGAAGGUCGCACACAAUCAGUACAAGAAGAUGAGGAUGAUGGCUACCAUGAACAGAUGAUAAUUGUCGACAACUCACUGGUUUGAGAAAUUAAGGAUGACUCUUUAAAAUAAGUUGUUGAUGCCGCAUAUGGAGAAUUCAAGAAGAUAAAGGCCUCCCGAAGCUCCUACACUGAUAGAGCUAUACUCACACCUCGAAAUGAAACAGUCGAUGAGAUCAAUGCAUACACAAUCUCCAAAACUGACGGGAAGUCAAGAGACUACUACAGUUACGAUAGCUUUGAGAUUUCAGACACUCAAUCUGAUCAAAAUGAUACAUUAUACGCGAUUGAGUAUCUCAAUUCCUUGGAAUUUCCAGGAUUGCCUUCUCAUAAGCUCACUCUCAAAGUUGGGGCCCCGAUUAUGCUUCUGCGAAACAUAAAUCAGAGAAAAGGAAAAUGUAAUGGUACCCGUAUGAUCCUAACCUACAUAGGCGAACGAGUGCUUAAUUAAGGCAGAAAUAAUCAUUGGCUCACACAUUGGAAAAGAAGUAUUGAUACCAAGGAUUGUUCUCUUGCAUGAUGAAACAAAGCUACCGUUCACUUUACAUCGACGACAAUUCCCUAUUAGAUUGUGUUAUGCAAUGACAAUCAACAAAAGUCAGGGGCAAAGUUUAAAAGAGGUUCUCCUAUAUCUUCCUAAACCGGUCUUCACACAUGGUCAACUCUAUGUAGCACUCUCACGUGUAACAAGCAGAACAUGACUAAAAAUCAUUAAAGGCGAAGAUUCACACCCCCAAAAAGUGAAGAACAUAGUCUACAAAGAAAUCUUCAACCGCCUUCGUUCCCAUGAGAUAUUUUAGCUAUCAACUGAAAAAGUCAAGGCAAAAACUCCUACCCUGAUGAUGGAUAUCUCACUACUAUCAAGCUCCCCAACUUGAAAAAUCUCAUCGCAUCUACACUUCCUCUUCGUAAAAAUGUCCACCAUCUUAUCUACGAUUUCCAUUUUUUUGUCCUAAGACCUUAGUAUCUGUUCUUGGUAACGAUAAUAACUUUCCUCUGCUUCUGCACAUGAGUUAUACCAAACUUUUAUUCCAUAACUGAUCUACUUUACUCUAGACAACCACAAAAGAUUGACAAAUCAAACAAUAAACAGAUCAAACAUCACCACAUAUGCGUUGGAAUUUAAAUAAUAUAAGCUACUGCUGAGCAAAACAAGUUGAUUACAUAAGCUACUGAUAAAUGCAAAAAUAAAGGACAUAACAAACGGGAUUUAAUAUAAAAGUUGAUGCGCAUGAACCACCAACAUUCCCAUUGUUUUGGAAAAUACAACACUCUCAUUCCAAAUUCUUAUUAUGAUGUUUAUUAACUUUAGGAUUGCUAAUUUACAGAGUUUCUACUGUACUAAAAAAUGCAAUAGAAAAUAAGGAAGAACAUAUUUGAUUACUAAAAAAUCUAUUGUAUGUCCACAUAUGUGUACAACUGACUAUAUAGAGUGAAAAACAAAUAGUUUCAUAAAAAUAGUUUCCUAAAUUAUAUAAGGAUUAAGAACCAACAAUAGUUAAUAGUUAAUUAAAAUCAAUGUAAUCUUGACUAAUAACCCAAGCACCAGCAAUGAUAUUUUACUAUAAAUUCCAUAAAUAUUUCUCAAAUUUUUAAAUAUAAAAUAACAAAAAAUUACAAAAAAAUAAUGAUUUGUAGAAAAAAUAAACAACUUAGAUGAAAAAAUCACAUUAGAGUAAUUUUCCCAUUUGGAAUGUUAGUCAUGCUAUUCAUUUUACAGCUCUAUGGAUUUUAAACAUAUUAUAAAAAUCUAACAUA
Brassica napus (rape) is the source of this 13071-nucleotide messenger RNA. RefSeq lists its product as uncharacterized. NCBI's taxonomy places the organism in Eukaryota, Viridiplantae, Streptophyta, Magnoliopsida, Brassicales, Brassicaceae. Bases 7901 to 10012 code for a protein of 703 amino acids. The record is from RefSeq and is a predicted model, not a curated record. The transcript is spliced from 11 exons.